Messenger RNA from Scatophagus argus, 1682 nucleotides. RefSeq names its product alpha-methylacyl-CoA racemase (gene amacr). The transcript is spliced from 6 exons. The record is from RefSeq and is a predicted model, not a curated record. The coding region runs from base 219 to 1367 and encodes 382 amino acids. Gene Ontology annotation, molecular function: alpha-methylacyl-CoA racemase activity. Gene Ontology annotation, cellular component: mitochondrion. Gene Ontology annotation, biological process: bile acid metabolic process. NCBI's taxonomy places the organism in Eukaryota, Metazoa, Chordata, Actinopteri, Scatophagidae.
UGUUGGAAGCCACUUUGAAAUACGCUCCUGUGUGACGAUGCUGCUGUCCUCUGUGCUUUGCACCGAAUGGUUUAGCUAACUAGCUUGUUUUUCGAUCAGACUGUCAGUGUUUCGCUGGGUGACCCAUUGUUAUUAUUAAUGUCGAACAAUGUAACAGUAGGUAGGGGGGGCUUCACGUUGGUUUGCACCAACCGCUGUACUGUUUGCGCUCCUUCAACAUGGCACUGGCUGGAGUGAGAGUUAUUGAGCUGGCGGGCUUGGCUCCGGCACCAUUCUGUGGCAUGAUCCUGGCAGACUUUGGAGCCAAGGUGAUCCGCGUGGACAGGACCAAGGUAGGCAUGUCUUUAGACACGCAAGGACGAGGAAAAAAAUCUGUGGCCAUCAACCUGAAGGCAUCGGAGGGAGUAGCCCUGCUCAGGAAGCUCUGUGUCCAGUCUGAUGUGGUCUUGGAGCCCUACCGUAAAGGCGUGAUGGAGAAGCUGGGCCUGGGUCCACAGGAGCUGUUAAAGGAAAAUCCUCGUCUGAUCUACGCUCGCUUGACGGGUUAUGGACAGAGUGGACCUUAUGCCACUGCAGCAGGACAUGACAUCAACUACCUGGCCAUGUCAGGCAUUUUAUCCCGGCUUGGUCGCAGCGGAGAGAAGCCCUACGCUCCACUGAAUCUGUUGGCAGACUUUGCAGGUGGCGGUCUUACCUGUGCUCUGGGGAUCGUCCUGGCCCUGCUGGAGAGGACGAAGUCAGGGAAAGGACAGGUGAUUGAUGCCAGCAUGGUAGAAGGAGCAGCAUAUGUAGGUUCAUUUGUGUGGAAAUCUCGUCGCAUUGGCAUGUGGGACCGUUCAAGAGGGCAAAACAUGUUGGACAGCGGGGCGCCCUUCUACGAUUCAUACCGGACUUCAGAUGGAAAGUACAUGGCUGUGGGUGCCAUAGAACCGCAGUUCUACAGGCAGCUGCUUAAAGGCUUGGAGUUGGACGCUGAAGAGUUGCCUCCUCAGAUGAGCUUCGGUGACUGGCCAGAGCUGAGAAGGAUCUUCACAGAGCGUUUUGCUUCAAAAACCCAAGCGGACUGGUCAGCAGUUUUUGAUGGGACUGAUGCCUGUGUUACACCUGUGUUGUCUUUCGACCAAGUGAGCUCACACCCACAUAACCGGGAAAGGGCCUCUUUCAUCAAGGACUCCAGCGGAGAGGAAAGCCCCCGGCCGGCCCCGGUUCUCUCUGUGACUCCUGCGGAGCCUUGUCUUGCCCCAGACCCUGUUAUCGGACAGCACACUGUUGAGGUCCUGGAGGAGUACGGGCUUACAUCAGCAGAGAUAGACGAGAUGCGAGCAGCAGGGGUUAUAGAGUGUAAUGCUGUCAAAGCAAAGUUGUAGAGGACAAUAAGUCAAAGCUUGUUUGAAAAUCAAUACCAAUCAAGUGUUAAAAUUUGAGGAAGAUCACCUGGACCUAAUUUAUAUUAGUGAUUAAUUUAGACAAAAAACAAAAUAAGUUGCAGUCAGUUAUAUUUGUCACUUUGAACUGCUGUCUCAGUGUAAAGUGUAAACGGACUACAGUGUGCAGAGAUGGACUGUGAUGGUGUAGCAUCGAUAUGUCCUUGAGCACACAGACAUACUAAACAUAUUUUGGUGUCUAAAUGACUAAAAGGUCCAAAAAAAUUUUGGGAUUUUGUUCAUUCGAUGGCCUCACGU